AUGAUAGGAGCUGGAAAGGGUCACAUAAGUGCAGCUGCUUUUCUCAUUCAACAUGGUGCUAUUGUGGAUCUUCAAGACGGAAAUGGAGAAACAGCCCUUCACCAUGCUGUGCUUUUUUCCUUAAGAAAAAUUUGGGAUCCGAAGAGGUUUGGAUAUGGAGCUAAUUAUAUCAAUUCAGGCUAUAGAAAUGACAGCCAAAUCCCCCUGAAGAUAUUGGCUGAAAAAGACCGUGUACGUGUAGCAACCUUUCUUAUUGAACAUGGAGCGAAUGUGGAUCUUCAAGACAAAAAUGGUCUAUCACCUCUUCAUUAUGCCGCAAGUCAUUCUGAAGUCUUAUUGCAGAUUUCAAAAAGUUUGAUUGAAAUUCUCAGGAGCUGAUGAAAAUAAAUGUGCAAAAAUCAAAAGCACCCUGUUGAUGAUUGCAUGUAAGUAUAGUUGCUUAAAUGCAGUCCAUUUUCUCAUUGAAUGUGGAGCUAAUUUGGCUGUCAAUGAUGAAGAUGGUUAUACAGCUCUUUUUGAUCAUCAUGCCUGCAAUUCUCAUUACUUGAAAUGUUUGAUUCAAAGUGGAGCUGAUGUCAAUCUCUUGAAUGCAGUCACCUUUCUCAGUGAACAUGGAGCUUACAUGGCUCUUAAAGACAGUGAUGAAUAUAUAGCUCUUCAUCAUGCCAGCAAUUCUCAUUACUCACAUGAGAUUUUGAAAUGUUUAAUUCAAAGUGGAGCUGAUGUCAACGCAUGUACAAAGACCAAAAGCACCCCUUUAAUGAUGGCAUGUAAAUGUGGUCUCUUGAAUGCAGUCACCUGUCUCACUGAACAUGGAGCUAACAUGGCUCUUACAGACAGUGAUGGUUAUACAGCUCUUCACCAUACUUGCAAUUCUCAUUCACAUCACUCUAUUAGAGUUUUAGGUUAUUUGAUUGAAAAUGGAGCUGAUAUUAAUGCUUGCACAAACGAUGACUACACGCCUCUGAUGAUAGCAGCUCAAAAGGGUGACAUAAAUGCAGUCACCUCGCUCGUUGAAUGUGGUGCUAAAUUGUGCAUGAUCGCGACAGAGAUGGUCGAACAGCUCUUCAUUUUGCAAUAUAUUAUAUUUCUCCUGCCUCAAUUUUUGAGGUAUCAAGUUCUUUAGUAAAAUAUGGAGCUGCACCUACAGUAAUGAGACCCUACUGAUAUGUUAGGAAGGUGUGAUGGUCAUGAAAAUGUGGGGACCUUUCUUAUCGAACAUGGAGCUGAUGUGGAUCUUCAAGACAAAGAUGGUGACACCGCCCUUCACUAUGCUGCAAGCUCUAGUCUCCCUGAGAUUGUAA
This is a messenger RNA of Porites evermanni, 1304 nucleotides long. The record is from the annotation of a GenBank genome assembly. NCBI's taxonomy places the organism in Eukaryota, Metazoa, Cnidaria, Anthozoa, Scleractinia, Poritidae.